Molecule: messenger RNA, 1316 nt
Organism: Pogoniulus pusillus (Red-fronted tinkerbird)
Lineage: Eukaryota; Metazoa; Chordata; Aves; Piciformes; Lybiidae
Exons: 4
Coding region: 1-978 (325 amino acids)
Source: RefSeq, a predicted model, not a curated record
AUGCUGCCUCCCCAGCCCCUCUGCUCCUUCACCUUUUUCUCCAGUAGCUUUUUUAGGAAGCCACUUGCCUCCUGCAGCUCAGCUGCCUGCUUCCCCACCUGGGCAGGGGAGGAAGACUCUCAGCUGCCUGCUUCCCCACCUGGGCAGGGGAGGAAGACUCUCAGCUGCCUGCUUCCCCACCUGGGCAGGGGAGGAAGAGUCCCAGCUGCCUGCUUCCCCACCUGGGCAGGGGAGGAAGAGUCCCAGCUGCCUGCUUCCCCACCUGGGCAGGGGAGGAAGAGCCUCAGCUGCCUGCUUCCCUACCCAGGCAGGGGAGGAAGAGUCUCAGCUGCCUGCUUCCCUACCCAGGCAGGGGAGGAAGAGUCUCAGCUGCCUGCUUCCCUACCCAGGCAGGGGAGGAAGACUCUCAGCUGCCUGCUUCCCCACCUGGGCAGGGGAGGAAGACUCUCAGCUGCCUGCUUCCCUACCCAGGCAGGGGAGGAAGACUCUCAGCUGCCUGCUUCCCCACCCAGGCAGGAGAGGAAGAGCCUCAGCUGCCUGCUUCCCCACCCUGGGCAGGGGAGGAAGACUCUCAGCUGCCUGCUUCCCCACCUGGGCAGGGGAGGAAGAGUCCCAGCUGCCUGCUUCCCCACCUGGGCAGGGGAGGAAGACUCUCAGCUGCCUGCUUCCCCACCUGGGCAGGGGAGGAAGAGUCCCAGCUGCCUGCUUCCCCACCUGGGCAGGGGAGGAAGAGCCUCAGCUGCCUGCUUCCCUACCCAGGCAGGGGAGGAAGAGCCUCAGCUGCCUGCUUCCCCACCUGGGCAGGGGAGGAAGAGCCUCAGCUGCCUGCUUCCCUACCCUGGGCAGGGGAGGAAGAGUCCCAGCUGCCUGCUUCCCCACCUGGGCAGGGGAGGAAGAGUCCCAGCACAUCCAGGCCAGCAGCUGCUCCUCCUCCUCCUCCUCCUCUGCCCCAGCCCUAACCCCACUGUGUCUUUCUAAGAGGAUCCAAGCAGGUCCCUGUCAGGAGCUUCCCAGAGGCAGCAGAGUCCCCAGUGCAGAGCAGGUUGUGUCCCUCUGUGUGUCCCCCCCCUCAGCUCAGUCAGCCAGAAGCAAGCACUGCAGGUUCCCAGGCAGGGGGGCAGAGAAGGGCUGGGGGGGGAGGGGGGGUCUGAGGAGCUGCUGAAGCUUUAGAGGCUUGCUUGGGAAAGAGGCACUGGAGAAGUGGGACAGCCCCGGGGGGGGGUUUGGCCACCAAAGUGCUCCAUUGGCCUCUCCCCCCCCCCCCCCCCCGGCCCCGAGGGGCUGCAGUUAAUUGGAAUUAAAUGGAGCAAAGCAGA